AUGCUUUCCCUGAGGGUCGCCUGCCUUGUCCUGAGUGUGGCCAGCACAGUCUGGACUGCAGACACCAACCCCGACACCGACACGGCAGGGGAAUUUGAAGCAGAAGGAGGAGCAGUGCGUGGCCCAAGAAUUGUGGAGAGACUUCCAAGCCACUGCAAAGAGACAGACUGGCCCUUCUGCUCCGAUGACGACUGGAGCCAAAAAUGCCCUUCAGGCUGCAGGAUGAAAGGCUUGAUUGAUGAAGUCAAUCAAGAUUUUACAAACAGAAUAAACAAGCUCAAAAACUCACUGUUCGAUUUUCAAAAGAACAACAAGGAUUCUAAUUCAUUGACCAGGAAUAUUAUGGAGUAUUUAAGAGGGGACUUCGCCAAUGCCCACAACUUUGAUAACGCAUAUGGCCAAGUGUCGGAAGACCUGAGACGCAGAAUUGAGAUCCUGAAGCGCAAAGUCAUAGAGAAAGCCCAACAAAUUCAAGUGCUGCAGAACAAUGUCAAGGCUCAGCUGAUAGACAUGAAGCGCCUGGAGGUGGACAUUGACAUCAAGAUCCGCUCUUGCAAAGGGUCCUGCAGCAGGGCUGUAAACCGUGAGAUCGACCUAAAUGACUACCAGAGUCAGCAAAAGCAACUCGAACAGGUCAUCGCUAAAGACUUGUUCCCUGCCGAACACAGGCGGUACUUGCCAACCUUAAAGAUGGCUCCAGUUCCUGACUUGGUUCCCGGAAAUUACAAGAGCCAGCUUCAGGAGGCCCCUCCGGAAUGGAAGGCAUUGACGGAAAUGCGGCAGAUGAGAAUGGAGCUGGAGAGGUCCGGGAAGGUUGGGGGUUCACGAGGAGAUUCGAGAGGCGACUCUCCAACACACGGACCAGGUUCAGGGAAAGAAAACCCCACGAACCCUGGACCUGGCGGGUCUGGGUAUUGGCGUCCUGGGAGCUCUGGGACUGGAAGUGAUGGAAGUCAUAACCCGGGCACCACGAGUUUUGGUGGUACUGGAAACUUGGGUUCUGGAAGCUCUAGACCUGGAAGUUAUAGGCCUGAUAGCUCAGGUUCUGGGGUCCUCAGACCUAGCAACCCUGACUGGGGUGAGUUUUCGGAGUCUACAGGAAGUACCAGCUCAGGGUCAAAGAAAGAGUACCACGCAGGUACAGUGGUCACCUCUAAAGGAGAUAAAGAGCUCCUGAUUGGAAAUGAAAAAGUCACCUCUACUGGCACAAGCACCACGCGUCGUUCGUGCUCUAAAACCAUUACCAAGACUACUACGGGUAAGGAUGGUCGCCGAGAAGUGGUGACGGAAGUGAUCACGUCGGAUGAUGGCUCUGACUGUGGCGAUGUACCUGACUUCGAUACGACCCACAGCUUUAGUGGCAGCCUUGAUGAAUUAUCCCGAAGGCAUCCCGACCAUGCUGCUUUUUUUGACAGACACUUCGAUUCACUCUCACCGAACUUCAAGGAACUUGGCAGUAAGACCCAGGCUAGGGGCGCCGAUUCUGACAUCUUCACAGGCAUUGAUAAUCCUGGCUCCCAUGUACCUGAGUUUUCUACCAGUAGUAAAACCUCGACUGUCAAAAAGCAACAGGUGACCAAGAGCUAUAAAAUGGCAGAUGAGGCAGGAAGUGAUGCCCACCAUGAGGAAGAAAGUCGGACCACCACGAGGGGCCAUACCAAAUCGCGCACGUCCAGAGACUGUCAUGAUGUCCUCCAAACUCAUCCUUCAGGUGCCCAAAGUGGCAUUUUCAGUAUCAAGCUACCUGGAUCCAGUAAGGCUUUUUCUGUUUAUUGCGAUCAAGAGACCAGUUUGGGAGGAUGGCUUUUGAUCCAGCAAAGAAUGGAUGGAUCACUGAAUUUUAACCGGACCUGGCAAGACUACAAGAGAGGUUUCGGCAGCCUGAAUGACAAGGGGGAGGGGGAGUUCUGGCUAGGCAAUGAGUACCUCCACUUACUCACUCUGAAGGGCUCUGUCCUCAGGGUUGAGUUACAGGACUGGGAUGGGAGGAAUGCUUAUGCGGAGUACCACUUCCGGGUAGGCUCGGAGGCAGAGGGCUACGCCCUGCAGGUCUCCUCCUACCGGGGCACUGCGGGAGACGCUCUGAUGGAAGGUUCUGUUGAGGAGGGGCCAGAAUACACCUCACACAGUAACAUGCAGUUCAGUACCUUUGACAGAGAUGCAGACCACUGGGAAGAGAACUGUGCAGAGGUCUAUGGGGGAGGCUGGUGGUACAACAGCUGUCAGGCUGCCAACCUCAAUGGCGUCUACUACCGUGGGGGCACCUAUGACCCCAGGAACAACAGCCCUUAUGAGAUAGAGAAUGGGGUGGUCUGGGCUCCCUUCAGAGGAGCAGAUUAUUCCCUCAGGGUUGUUCGGAUGAAAAUCAGACCUCUGGGGGAAUAGUAGCUGAAGGAAUAGAGAGUGGGGGGUCCUGUUUCUGUUGGUUAGGUGAGACGAAAGAAAACAA
This is a messenger RNA of Acomys russatus (golden spiny mouse), 2449 nucleotides long. It is a transcript of the gene Fga, whose product is annotated as fibrinogen alpha chain. Bases 1 to 2385 code for a protein of 794 amino acids. Gene Ontology annotation, molecular function: extracellular matrix structural constituent; signaling receptor binding. The record is from RefSeq and is a predicted model, not a curated record. Lineage: Eukaryota; Metazoa; Chordata; Mammalia; Rodentia; Muridae. Gene Ontology annotation, cellular component: fibrinogen complex. The transcript has 6 exons. Gene Ontology annotation, biological process: blood coagulation, common pathway; negative regulation of endothelial cell apoptotic process; blood coagulation.